UUACCUUACUUUACUUUAGGGAGAACAGUUUAGAUAAAAGUCGGAUCAGAUAAUAAGAUUACACAGAUUCUAAGUCGAAGUGCGCUCUAAGUUGAACUCACUCUUAAAAGUGCAAAUGAAAAAAAACUGAUCCUUCUGCGAGCAAAAACCACCGCAGCGGGGUACACGGCCAACGGACGACUGUGAUUCAGUAGAAAGAGACAAAAAUGGUGCUGUUGGCAGCGGCGGUGUGCACCAAGGCUGGUAAGGCCAUAGUUUCGCGUCAGUUUGUGGAAAUGACCCGGACACGCAUAGAGGGGCUCCUGGCGGCUUUCCCCAAACUUAUGAACACAGGGAAACAGCACACAUUUGUGGAGACUGACAGUGUGCGUUAUGUAUACCAGCCUCUAGAGAAGCUCUAUAUGGUGCUCAUCACCACAAAGAACAGCAACAUCCUGGAGGACCUGGAGACACUCAGACUCUUCUCUCGUGUGAUCCCAGAAUAUUGUCGAGUGCUGGAGGAGGCAGAGAUAUCGGAGCACUGUUUUGACCUGAUUUUUGCAUUUGAUGAGAUCGUUGCCCUCGGAUACAGGGAAAACGUGAACCUGGCACAGAUUCGCACGUUUACUGAGAUGGACUCCCACGAAGAGAAGGUUUUCCGAGCUGUCAGAGAGACUCAAGAACGGGAGGCCAAGGCCGAGAUGAGGAGGAAGGCCAAAGAGCUACAACAGGCCAGAAGGGACGCCGAGCGUUCGGGAAAGAAAGCCCCAGGCUUCGGCGGUUUUGGCAGUGGCGGAAUGUCCAGUGUCUCCUCAGGGUCCAUCAUCACAGACACUAUCGUCGAACCAGAAAAGCCCAAAAUCACACCUGCUCCUGUCAGACCAAGUGGACCAAGCAAAGCUCUUAAACUGGGCGCUAAAGGGAAAGAGGUUGACAACUUUGUGGACAAACUUAAAUCUGAGGGUGAGACCAUCAUGCCUUCCACAGGAAAGAGGGGCUCAGAUGCAACCAAAGUUCUGCCGCCACCAGUCAAUGUUGAGAGUGUACACCUGCGAGUGGAGGAGAAGAUCUCUCUGACCUGUGGGCGUGACGGCGGUCUUCAGAACAUGGAGGUCCUGGGAAUGGUCACACUACGAGUCACAGACGACAAGAACGGACGCAUCCGCCUCAUGAUCAACAACAACGACAGCAAAGGACUGCAGCUGCAGACACAUCCCAAUGUGGACAAGAAGCUUUUCACAGCUGAGUCGGUGAUCGCCCUGAAAAACCCAGAGAAGUCGUUCCCUCUCAACAACGACGUUGGAGUUCUGAAGUGGAGGCUACAGACCACAGACGAGUCCCUCAUACCUUUAACCAUAAACUGCUGGCCUUCAGAGAGCGGGAGUGGCUGUGAUGUUAACAUUGAAUAUGAGCUUCAAGAAGACAGCCUGGAGCUUAAUGAUGUGGUCAUUAGCAUCCCUGUACCGUCCGGUGUGGGGGCUCCAGUGAUCGGGGACCUGGAUGGAGAAUACAAACACGACAGUCGGCGAAAUGUCCUGGAGUGGUGCCUUCCGGUGAUCGACGCCAACAACAAAACGGGCAGCCUGGAGUUCAGCAUCGCAGGACAACCCAACGACUUCUUCCCCAUCAACGUGUCGUUUGUGUCCAAGCGCAACUACUGCGACAUCCAGGUUACCAAAGUGGCUUAUGUAGACGGUGACAGCUCUGUUAGAUUCUCUUCUGAAACCUCCUUUGUGGUCGACAAAUAUGAAAUCCUGUAAAAUAACAUCAAAAGAAAACAACACAAAUCUGAAAGUGGAGAAAAAAAAUCAGCAACAUCACGUCUAUAGAGAAAGAUUGAAGAAAACCUGCCUGCUCACCCUGUAUCCGACACCACAGACUGUGCAAAUCAACAGGACUAUGGGAGCCCUCCUGUUUGGAGUAGAGCAGCGGUGGUGUAUUUAUGUUUGUAUAAGAGAGGAUCUGCUAUAUAUAGAUUAAACCAACACAAUUUAAAACUACAUUGAUGCUGUUGUUUUCACUGAGCAGGACUGUAAACAUGGAUCGUACAGUAAGUAGGGGAUGACUGGAGCUAAACCACAGAGGAACCAGAAGUGUAUGGCGCCCUCUAAAGGCUGGCCCAACCCAUAGCAUUUGUGAGCAAGUUUUGCCUCCUAAGAACCAUAUAUCAACAAUAUCUUGCUUUGCUUUUUAACGGUUUAUCCAUAAUUUUGUUCUGUUGUGCUUAAUGUCUGCAGAUUUGUAGCCUUGUCAAUCAUUAUCUUAAAAAUGAUCAUAUGUAUGUCUUCUGAUUUGCACAAUACUUCUCAUACUAUCUUUAAUUGUACACAGUGUAAAAGCACUAUCUCUCACAAUUUUUGUUUAGACUGUAGAAUAGUGGACUGAGAAACCACUGGAAGAAGGACAACUUUUUUUUGCAAUGGUUAAGUACUAUACAAGUACUAACUGUAAACCUAGCAUCAAAUUUUAGCAAAAAAUAAUGGAAUAAUAAGUUAAAAUUGUGUACUCUUUUCAUGUCCCAUCUAGUCAACACAUGAUUAACAUUUAAAGUGGAGUAUCACUUUCCUACCAGGCCAAUUAGCAUGCAUGUUUUUUUUCUUUCAAAAAGCAUAGGGAGAGCUACUGGUACCAUCAAAAUGUUCUCUUUUUGCAGUUACAAUCCUUAAAAGUUUCGCAUCAGUCCACUUAUACUUCUGUCUCUACUUUAAUGCUAAAAAUGGAGGCUACAUGUCCUUAUUUUUGCUGUAUGUUUUGUCACUUCUCACUGUCCAAUGUUUGAUAAAAGUGAUUUAGUUUGAAGGGGCGCUUGGCAGGAAACAGACCUGGAAUUAGUGAAUUGUUCUUAUCUAUGUUGGUUUAACACUAUCACUCCUCAUUUGUCUAAUUGCUUUGCUUAAAAUGGACUGCAUGUUUCUGUCUGGUUAAUUUACUGUAGUCCAAACAGUAUUUAAGUUAAGCCCUGAAUCAACAACAUGCCUUCUUAAUCUGGAGUCCCAUAAGGUAUUAAAAAUGUGAGAGAUUUUGGUUGGACCGACUGCCUCUCUCACACCCAGUCAUCCUUUACUUACUUUAGCAUGAUUCAACUCCUACUUUUUGUCUUUUUGUCUUUUGUUUUUCAUUUCUACUUCUCUCCAGAGUUCAAUUUAGCCAUGUUUUGUGGAUGUGGGUUGACAAUGACUAGAUUGAGCAUUUUUAACUGAAGUACUGAAGGGGAAUCCUAACAUUCCAGUGUACAAUUAGAGAAGACUCUUUAAUGGAAUAAAAUGUAUUAUUGAAAAUGUA
Messenger RNA from Boleophthalmus pectinirostris (great blue-spotted mudskipper), 3261 nucleotides. RefSeq names its product archain 1b (gene arcn1b). Gene Ontology annotation, cellular component: COPI vesicle coat; cytosol. Lineage: Eukaryota; Metazoa; Chordata; Actinopteri; Gobiiformes; Gobiidae. The transcript is spliced from 11 exons. Gene Ontology annotation, biological process: retrograde vesicle-mediated transport, Golgi to endoplasmic reticulum; endoplasmic reticulum to Golgi vesicle-mediated transport; Golgi localization. The coding region runs from base 207 to 1739 and encodes 510 amino acids. The record is from RefSeq and is a predicted model, not a curated record.